AUGGCUAAGUGUAACGAGGAUCAAGCUAAGCCUUUCGCUGCGCUUUCUCUCGCUACUUUAAGCGACCAACCCAACGAAGAUCAUUACCACCACCACGACCAAACCAAACAUGUGCACUCACGGACCAAACUCGUCUUAUGUUGCGGUUUUAUCGCAGCUCUAGCUCUGCUUAUCGCAGUCACCUUCAUCGUUCUUUCCCUCACGGUUUGCCAUCUCCGUAACCCAAAACUCACCGUCGAUUCCAUAUCCUUCGUCCAACCGUUGGAAUUUGUUAACGGUCAAGUCAACUCGAACCGAAACGCGACGGUCUCAGUGAUGAUCUCUAUACGUAAUCCCAAUUGGGCUUCGUUUAGAAUGAUAGACGCUACGGUCACCAAUUACUACGGUCAAUUGGUGGUGGCUGGGGGAAGUGUUAGAAGAAAUGAAACUUUUCCACAGAAAGUUCGAGCAAAACGAACGGUUAAGAUGAAUCUAACGGCUGAGAUUGUAACAACAAAGCUACUAGAAUCUGUACCGGGUUUAAUGGAGGAUUUAAACGGGAAAGGAUUGGAUAUGAGAAGCAGUGUUGCAGUUAGUGGUAAAGUAAAGAUAAUGAAGAUUUUCAAGAAAUCUGUUUAUCUUAAAACGGAUUGUUCCAUGAAGAUGAUGAGCAAUUCAUCAAAGAUUACGUUUCUCGACAUGAAAUGCAAGAAACAACAUGUCCACCCAAUCUAA
This is a messenger RNA of Arabis nemorensis, 714 nucleotides long. The record is from the annotation of a GenBank genome assembly. Lineage: Eukaryota; Viridiplantae; Streptophyta; Magnoliopsida; Brassicales; Brassicaceae.